Mucor velutinosus is the source of this 2259-nucleotide messenger RNA. RefSeq lists its product as uncharacterized. The transcript is spliced from 3 exons. Gene Ontology annotation, molecular function: oligopeptide transmembrane transporter activity. The record is from RefSeq and is a predicted model, not a curated record. Gene Ontology annotation, biological process: transmembrane transport. Lineage: Eukaryota; Fungi; Mucoromycota; Mucoromycetes; Mucorales; Mucoraceae. The coding region runs from base 1 to 2259 and encodes 752 amino acids. Gene Ontology annotation, cellular component: plasma membrane.
AUGGCAGGAACAAGUAUUUCCUCCUCUGAAAAGAGAGAGGAUUAUGGUCAUGGCAAUUAUGUCACUUCAGAGACCGUGGUGACAUCUGAAAAAGUCGAAGAUUUCUUACAUACUGAUAUCAAUGAAAAGCAUCAACUCGACGAUGUUGAAAAAUCUUCUUUGAGCCACCUUGAAGAUGAAGAAGACUCCCCUAUUGAAGCAGUACGUGCUGUAGUUGACAACACUGAUGACCCAAGCCUGCCAGUAUACACUUUCCGUAUGUGGUCUCUUGGUUUAAUCUUUAGUUGUUUGCUCAGUUUUGUCAAUCAGUUCUUUUGGUACAGACAAAAUGCCCUGACAUUAUCACCUCUGGUUGUUCAAUUGCUCUCAUUCCCUGUUGGUAAAUUCAUGGAAAAGGUGAUUCCCAAGUCAAGAUUCUUCAAUCCCGGUCCAUUCAACAUGAAGGAGCAUGUUUUGAUUACUGUCAUGGCCAACUGUUCAUACAGUACCGCUUAUGCUGUGGAUAUCAUUACUAUUCAACGUCUCUUUUAUAACCAAAACCUUGGCUGGGGUGGAGGCAUCUUGCUGAUCUGGACAACACAAUUCAUUGGAUACGGUAUGGCUGGUCUUCUUCGUCCCUUCCUUGUUUAUCCUUCUAGCAUGGUGUGGCCUAGCAAUCUGGCCAACAUCUCUCUUUUCUCCUCUUUCCACAAGAAUGAGACCAACUGGAGUGGUCCCUCUCGUCUUCGUUACUUUGGAUAUGCCUUCAGCGCCAUGUUUGUCUACUACUGGCUUCCUGGUUAUUUCUUCCAAAUCUUGACCUUCUUCUCUUGGGCUUGCUGGAUCAAGCCUGAUAAUCUCGUCUUGGCUCAAUUGACUGGUUCCUACAGUGGUCUUGGUAUGUUGGCUGUCUCAUUCGAUUGGGCUACUAUUACAUCUUACCUCGGUUCGCCUCUCGUUGUGCCUCUGUUUGCCAUUAUCAACAUCGGUGUUGGCUUUGUCCUUAUUGCUUGGAUUAUUGUCCCUGCUUUGUAUUAUACCAAUGUCUGGGAAGCUCAAAAGUUCCCCAUUCUCACAUCAAGUCUCUUCAAUGCUGAAGGUGAACCCUGGAACAAUAGUUUGGUCUUGACACCCGAAAAGAUCCUGGACCCCGUCCUCUAUGAACAAUAUGGCCCUCUCCGUAUGUCUUCUUUCUUUGCCUUCACUUAUGGUAUUGGUUUUGCCGGUGUUACUAGUAUCUUGACCCACACUGCUUUGUAUCACGGUAGAGACAUCAUUAAACAAUUCAAGAACUCUCGCACUCAAAACAACGAAGAUAUCCACCACAAAUUGAUGCGCGCUUACCCUGAAGUCCCUCACUGGUGGUAUAUCGCCAUCUUUGUCAUCUCUUUUGCUGUUUCUUUUGCUGUCAUUUACGUAUGGCCCAUCUAUCUGCCAUGGUGGGGUCUAAUUCUUGCCAUUGCUAUUCCUGCCAUCUUUAUCCUUCCAAUCGGUAUUAUUCAAGCUGUUACUAACCAGCAACCUGGUCUCAAUGUCGUUACUGAAUUUAUCAUUGGUUUUGCUCUUCCUGGUCAUCCUAUUGCCAAUGUCACAUUCAAGACCUAUGGUUACAUCUCCAUGGCCCAAUGCCUCACCUUUGUCAGUGAUCUCAAGCUUGGCCAUUAUACCAAGAUUCCUCCUAAGGCUAUGUUCUGGACUCAGCUUGUUGGUACUGCCAUUGCUGGCCUCAUCAAUUUAGCAACUGCUACCUGGCUUAUGGAUACUGUCGAGCACAUUUGUACUCCUGCUGCUUAUCCCUUCACCUGCCCUAGUGCUCGUACUUUCUACUCUGCCUCUGUCAUUUGGGGAGCGAUUGGACCACAAAGAAUGUUUGGAGCAGAAAGCCCUUACAACUCCAUGCUCUGGUUCUUCCUCAUUGGUAUUCUCAUUCCUAUUCCCUUCUGGUACUUGUCCAAGAAAUAUCCCAACAGCUUGAUCAAGUAUGUUCACUUGCCUUUGAUCUUUAACUCUACUGGUAUGAUGCCUCCUGCUGUACCUCUCAACUUCUCCAUGUGGGUUACAGCCGGUCUUGUCUUUGGCUGGUACGUUCACAAGUACCACAGAGACUGGUGGACCAAAUACAACUACAUCACGUCUGCUGCUUUCGAUUCAGGUGUAGCAAUUGCAGGUAUCAUCAUUUUUGGUGUCAGUACAGGUAGUGGAUGGCAGGCGGAUUGGUGGGGUAAUGAGCUGGAUCACUGUGAUCUCUCUGCCGCCAAUUACUCUGGUAUCAUUCCUUAA